CUUUCUCUUCUCCAGUUCGCGUUUUGACCAUCAAGACUUUCCGUAGAUAGGUGGUGUUUUUGUUUUGGCGCGAGAUUACGGGAGUUCAGUAGCCUACUAUCUGUCUAUGAGUUCAGCGAUCAGUUACAGUCAUUGUUUCCUUCAGGAUCUGCCAUAACACUGUAAAUAUGGAUGAUGAUGUAGUAGAACAAGGACGAUCGACAGAAAAUACGUCUAAUCAGGCUACUGUCAACGACGAUGUUUCGGCGAACACCACAGAUAAAUGUUCCAGUUCGGCGCCGCAAGCGAAGAGACUGAAGCUUUUCAACAAAGUCAUGGAAAAAAGCUUACAACGGCUUGUAGCUGACGCUAGUUUCCACAGAUUUGCGCACUCAUUCCACCCAUUCUACAAGCAGAAUCCCCAGGUGACUAAAACGAUUCAUCAAGAGUUUGUCGCUAGUCUCCAGAAGAACAUACAGGAUGACAUCAACAGAGUGAUUGAGGAAGGUGAGCUGCAGUGUAAAUUGGACGAGUUGGACACACUGUGUGACUUGGCGAAAGAGAAGACUCAAACUGCCUGGCGUCCCAGUGGUGUGCCAGAACAGGACAUCAGUAGCUUCCUGACUCCUUAUUAUAAAAAGCAGGAACUCUACAUGAAGAGAGAGCUGGAGAAGCUUUGUAAAGAGAACGCCGCGCUGGCUGGGAAGGUGCGAGAGGGCCGGAUCGCCAUUGCAAACACAGAGCAGCGCAUUGCAGCUGCAGUGGAUGACUGGAAGGCUUCUGUUGAAGAUCUGGGGACCUGUAUUUCUUCUCUUUGCCCAGAGGAGACCUUUGAGGGACUCUAAAUCUUAAAUAUUUUUCUAAUAUGAAGCAGGAAGAUUUUUGUUAUGUUGUAUAUUGUGUUUUUGUAUUUAUGUUGAAUAAAUUUAAGAUUGUGUCCCAAUUUUGAAUUGCUGUCUGAGCUACAAAAACUCGAUCUAAAGCCACUGAUCAAAACGUGUUUUUUGUCAUUGCUUGAUUCAGUGGCUCAUAAUCCGUCCAUGAGAAUAAGAUGUAUUGAACUAAUCAAGAUGUCUCCUCUAUAUCUCCUUGUUAACUAUUUUGUUUGACUUUGGACAUACCUGAUUCAUGACUCCUAUUGUGUCUUUUCUUUAGGGUUUUUAGAAAUGUAAUGACUUUUUCUGAUCAGAAAAUUGUAUGUUCAGAUCAUGUAAUAUAUAAUUGUAUUUUGCUCUAUUACAUUAUUAAACCUGUGUUACGGUGAAA
Molecule: messenger RNA, 1245 nt
Organism: Alosa alosa (allis shad)
Lineage: Eukaryota; Metazoa; Chordata; Actinopteri; Clupeiformes; Clupeidae
Gene: pmf1
Product: polyamine-modulated factor 1
Exons: 5
Coding region: 168-824 (218 amino acids)
Biological process (GO): chromosome segregation
Cellular component (GO): MIS12/MIND type complex
Source: RefSeq, a predicted model, not a curated record